UUAUACUUGAGAGUAUGGGAAGUGCAACAGGCAUUCCCUAGGGUCACCAGAGAUACAAGGCUACAGUCUCCAGAGACAAUAAAGGCAAUUAACAGGUUUUUUAUAGUCAUUGGGACACAUGUAGUUCUGAAGAUCUUGGCUCUGUUGAAGAGGUAUGCUCUAAAACAACUUGAUAUGCAACUCAGAUAA
Messenger RNA from Suillus fuscotomentosus, 189 nucleotides. RefSeq lists its product as uncharacterized. The annotation marks the transcript as partial. The transcript has a single exon. Lineage: Eukaryota; Fungi; Basidiomycota; Agaricomycetes; Boletales; Suillaceae. The record is from RefSeq and is a predicted model, not a curated record.